AUGAAGUUUAUUAUAACACAACUAUUAGUUUUAUAUUUAACAACGAUAUCAUAUGCAGUUGAUGAAUAUGCGGAUCAAUGUUCACAACAAACAUGUUUAUCAUUAAAUAUAGAUGAGAUUGACAUUAGUAAAUAUAUAAAUGGUACUGAUGAAGAUCGAAAUGAAAUAGCACUAUUAUUUGAUAAAAGUUUUCAUAAUUAUGGUAUUGUUCGAUUAAUAAAUCAUCAAGUAUCAUCGACAAAUGAAUUAUUUGAUAAAGCUAAAGAAUUUUUUUCAUUAGAUUUAAAAACAAAAAUGAAUUAUUUUGUCGAUGAAUUCUUCGGAUAUAAACCGAGUGGUUCGACAUCCGUAGCUAAUUAUAACGGUGAAAAGAAAACAACAUUAUCCGAUUCAGUCGAAUGUUUUCUUUCAUUAUUAGAUCAAUAUGAUAAUUUACCCACAGAAUUUCAAUCCAUAGUACCGAAAUAUAUGAAUGAAACAAAAAGUGUUAUUAAUUCAAUACAUCAAAUAGUUGAUAUGGCAUUAGAACUCGAUGAAGAUAAUUCGAUUACUAAAAAUUAUACAAAUCAUGAUAAACCAAGAUUCACUUUGAGAAUAGCAAAAUAUUUGCCAAAUGAACAGAAAAUAAAUUUCGGAGCACAUAAAGAUUAUCUUGGUUUUUCAUUGAUAGAAAAUGAUCAUGUUUCAGGGUUAGAAAUUGAAGUAAAUAAUCGAUGGUAUCAAGUUAUACCCAAACCAAACAGUUUACUGUUAAUAGGAGGUGAAUUCAUUGAGCGUUGGACAAAUAAUUACUGGAUAUCUGCAUUACAUCGUGUUUCGUCGGUAACCGAACCUCGUUACUCUGCAAUUCUAUUUACUGCACCAGAUUUAAGCAAAAUUAUUGAUGUUUUACCAUGUAAAAAAUGCUUAGAAAAUCACUCAUCAAAAAAAUAUGAACCUGUAACGGGUUAUGAUCAUUUGCAAUCAAGAGAUAAAGCUCAGGCAUUUAAUUCAAAUGAUGAUGAGUAG
Didymodactylos carnosus is the source of this 1008-nucleotide messenger RNA. Lineage: Eukaryota; Metazoa; Rotifera; Eurotatoria; Philodinida; Philodinidae. The record is from the annotation of a GenBank genome assembly.